Molecule: messenger RNA, 1155 nt
Organism: Phoenix dactylifera (date palm)
Lineage: Eukaryota; Viridiplantae; Streptophyta; Magnoliopsida; Arecales; Arecaceae
Product: sec-independent protein translocase protein TATB, chloroplastic-like
Biological process (GO): protein transport by the Tat complex
Cellular component (GO): membrane
Source: RefSeq, a predicted model, not a curated record
ACGACCAUCAAUCAAUACACUCCACGGGCAACUUCUGCUCCAACCCCAACCACUCUCGCUCGCUCCUUCUCAUCCUCUCUCGGCUAUGGGCUCGGCCACCCACUUUCCCACGCUCUGCUGCUAUUCCCAUCCGACGACGCCGCUCCUCCUCUCCUCCACCUCCUCGUCUCUUCCCAUCGUCACUUCCCGAACCCUAGCGUCUCGCCUCGCCCACGGCUCGAUUCUCCGCCUGGGAUUCGUCCCUCUCUCAUCAUGGAUCGGUCUGAAGCAGAUCGGCAUCUCAUUCCGGCAAGUUUACGGCCAGAGAGAAAAGAAGCGAAAAUGUUGUGGUAAAAUUGUUUAUGCUUCUCUGUUUGGAGUUGGAGCUCCAGAAGCUCUGGUUAUCGGAGUGGUGGCUUUGCUAGUCUUUGGUCCUAAAGGACUAGCCGAGGUAGCACGCAACUUGGGAAAGACUCUGCGUGCUUUCCAGCCAACAAUAAGAGAGCUUCAGGAGGUGUCAAGGGAAUUCAAGAGCACCCUUGAACGGGAGAUAGGACUUGAUGAAGUUGCAUCUUCAACGAAUUACAACAUCAAGCCCACUUCAAAUGUCAAUGAAAAUCAACAAGCUGUAGUUGACCCAAAUGGAAAGCCUUCAGCUGGACCAUACACCAGUGAAGAGCUUGUGAAAGUGACAGAAGACCAGCUGGCCGCAUCUGCUACCAGACCUCAAACAGAGGCACCCACUUCUGAAGAACAACUACAAGCAACAUCAUCAACUUCAGAAGUCACAGCUGCCAAUUCCUCAGAAGUUCCAGCUUCUCCUGUUGCUCCAGAAGCUGCUGCUCAAGUACCUUCAUCUGAGAAGGCAGAGAAUGAUAGAUGAUAAUUUCUACAUGAGCAUGAUCGUAGCAAGCGACUGGCCAAGGGGACAAUAACUUUGUCCCUACUAGAUACUGGAGCUAAAAGGUUAGGAAUUUCUGGUGAUAGAAGGGAAUUUUGUUCUCCUUGUAAGCUUGUGUCUGUGAUAUUUGUAUCAUAAGAUCGGAGAUGGGCUUAGCACCAUUAAUGGGUCAGAGAAUUUUAAAGCUAGCAGUCUGGCUCAUGUUGCUGGUUUCGGAUAUGUAUGUACAUCGUUUUCCCCCCCUCAAGCAGCUAAUAAAAUGCGAUUCUUUGACA